This is a messenger RNA of Pteronotus mesoamericanus, 1353 nucleotides long. Its product is annotated as tripartite motif-containing protein 51-like. The transcript is spliced from 6 exons. Gene Ontology annotation, biological process: innate immune response; regulation of gene expression; protein ubiquitination. Gene Ontology annotation, molecular function: ubiquitin protein ligase activity; zinc ion binding; protein binding. Bases 1 to 1353 code for a protein of 450 amino acids. NCBI's taxonomy places the organism in Eukaryota, Metazoa, Chordata, Mammalia, Chiroptera, Mormoopidae. Gene Ontology annotation, cellular component: cytoplasm. The record is from RefSeq and is a predicted model, not a curated record.
AUGGAUUCCAGUAUCAUGAAAAUCUUCCAGAAGGAGCUCACCUGCUCCAUCUGCAUGAAUUACUUCAUAGACCCCAUCACCAUAGACUGUGGGCACAGCUUUUGCAGGCCCUGUGUCUACCUCAGCUGGCAGGACACCUCAGUUCUUGCUCACUGCUCUGUAUGCAAGGGAACAACACAGCAGAGAGACUUUAAAACAAAUAUCUGUAUCAAGAAACUGAGUUUCCUUGUCAGGAAAGCCAGCCUGCAGCAAUUCCUGAGUUCCGAGCACUAUAGGUGUGGGCUGCACAAGGAGACAAAGCAGAUCUUCUGCGAAGACGACGGGAGCCUGCUCUGUGUGCGCUGCUCUAGCGCGCAGGAGCACGAGGCUCACAGGCACCGCCCCAUAGAAGAGGCUGCUGAGGAACACCGGGAAAAGCUCUUGAAGAAAAUGCACUCUUUGUGGAAUAAAUCUUGUGAAAAUGACAGAAACCUGAAUGUGGAAACUAUCACAACCAGAUCUUGGGAGAAUUAUGUGAAUUUAAAGAGAGAAGAAAUCAGUGCUGAGUAUGGGAAGAUGCCUCCCUUUCUCCACGAUGAGGAGCAACAUCAUUUAGAGAGAUUGCAAAGGGAAGGAAAGGAGAUUUUUCAGAAACUCAAGGAAAGUAAAGCCAAGAUGGCUCACAAGAGGGAACUCUUAAGAGGAGUGUAUAAAGAGCUGAAGGAAAUGUGCCAUAAACCAGAUAUAGAGCUGCUCCUGGGUUUUGGAGACAUAUUGGAUAGGAGUGAGGCCAUGAGGGAGCACAUGCCCCAGGCUGUGAAUCCCGAGCUUAGUGGAGGGCCCAUCUCUGGACUGGUUGAAAAGCUCAGCUGCUUCAGAGUGAAUAUUACUUUGGAGUAUGAAAGAGCUAAUAGUCAUGUCUUCCUAAAUGGAGAUUUCAGAAGCCUGAGUGUUGGAUGUGAUUCCCGAAAUGAACCACAUACUGCUCCACGAUCUGAGUGUUUUCUUGCAUGGGGUGCUCAGGCUCUUACCCCUGGGAAAUAUUACUGGGAGAUACAAGUGGAAGACUCUUGGAAUUGGGCUUUUGGAGUCUGUAAUGAUUAUUGGAAAGAGAAUAUGAAUGUCCAGUUAGAUGAGAAAGGACUUUUUCUUCUUGGCUGUGCUAAAAACAGCAUCCACUAUAACAUCUUCACCAGCUCCCCACUUGUAUUGCAGUAUGUGCCAAAGCCUAUUGGUUCAGUAGGAGUAUUCCUGGAUUAUGAAGGUGGAACUGUGAGUUUUGUAGAUGUAGCUCAAAGUUCCCUUAUAUGUAGCAUCUCUUCUUGCUCCUUCUCUCCUGGUCUCAGGCCUGUCUUUUGCUGUAGUCACGUCUGA